Molecule: messenger RNA, 957 nt
Organism: Truncatella angustata
Lineage: Eukaryota; Fungi; Ascomycota; Sordariomycetes; Amphisphaeriales; Sporocadaceae
Exons: 5
Coding region: 259-786 (175 amino acids)
Molecular function (GO): RNA binding
Source: RefSeq, a predicted model, not a curated record
GUCAUUUUGUCUUAUAUGGCGUGCUUAUACAUCCCUUGGAAGAAGCAGUGCAGUUGGUCGACAGGGCUAUACGUUUGAUGUUGGACUUGAAGCUUCAUCGACAACUUGCCCUGAACUGGCUUGGAAUAUAUAUUUUUGAGUCUAGGUUGCUCAAGCGCCUAUCUACUUGGCCACAUAGUGAUAUUGAUUUGCUUGGCCCAUUGCUAAUCAUGUGUGGAAAGUCCACUAGUCCUACCAGUCACGACACCAACAGCAGAUAUGUCGAAGCUUUUUAUUGGAGGCCUUGCGUGGCACACUGAGGAUGUCACAUUGAGACAGAAAUUUGAGGAGUUUGGUCCUGUUGAGGAGGCGGUCGUGGUCAAGGACCGUGACACCGGUCGUAGCAGAGGUUUUGGAUUUGUUCGUUACACCCAAGAAGACCACGCGCAAAGAGCCAUUGCUACGAUGAACAAUGUUGAGUUUGACGGGAGGACUAUUCGUGUUGACAGAGCUUCCGACACUGGGCCACGGGGUGGUGCUGGAGGAUUCAGCGGCCGCGGAUCGUACCCAGCGGCAGGGGGUUAUGGAACACCUUACGGUGCUCAGCCUGUUCCUGGGUAUGGCAUGCCUGCUCAGCAGAUGUAUGCGCCUGCGUAUGGUCGCGGAGCCUACCCACCGCAACAAGCUGCCUACGGACAAGCUGCCCCACAAGGGUAUCCGGUUCAGGCACCUUAUGGCUAUGCAGACCACCAGCAACAGCAACAGCAGCAGGGUCCGCCGCCUCCAGGUCAGCCACCUCAUUAUUGAGCUCCCUCUGCAAAUUUGUUCCAUUCGACUUUACCUCGUACGACCUAUGCAACGGGUCUCUGACGACUUUUCAGUCAUCAGUGUGUAUCACGCCAUGUACUGAUCUGCUGAUUGGGGGUUCAUGAAUCAGGUAACGCGAGCAAAACUUGACGUGGUUUUCAAUAUCUCAGC